Molecule: messenger RNA, 732 nt
Organism: Zea mays
Lineage: Eukaryota; Viridiplantae; Streptophyta; Magnoliopsida; Poales; Poaceae
Exons: 4
Coding region: 1-732 (243 amino acids)
Molecular function (GO): metal ion binding
Source: RefSeq, a predicted model, not a curated record
AUGUUCCUUCACCAGCAGAAGCAGACUUGGGAGCAGCUCAGCCGGGAGCUCGAGGCCAAGGAAGAUAGGGUCGCUGCGAUCGUCAAGGAGGCCUUUCGCAACCUCACCACCAGGGCGAAGGAAGACCAGGCGCGGGACCAAGGCUGCCGAGAAGGCAGUCGCCGCAGCCCUGGCUCAAGCGGAGGGCAUUUAGGGUUCUUGGUUUUGUUCUUGCUUCUCUUCUUGGAUCCAGAGUAUCUGGAGCGGCAGCCGAUGGUCCAGCCACACAAAGCCAUUGCCAGUGCCAGCCCCAUGUCUCACGUCCCUGUCGUGCCCAGGACACACCGGCACGACGACAAGAAAGGGUGGCAGCAGGAGGAGGAGCAGCAGCGAAAGGCUGUCGUUGUCGGAAACGCCGGUGGCUUCGUCAGCCCGGCUGGCUCGUCCCGCUACUUGCUGACCGGCCGCUUCGCCGCCACCGAGGAGAUCCAGGAGGUGGAGUCUGCCCCGGCCGUCGACAGCAAGCCCAAGCGGGAGGAAGCAGGUGAAGCUGCUGAUGCGAAGAGCGCGCAGGCGCAAGAGCAGGUGGUUGUGCUCAAGGUAUCCAUGCACUGCAAAGCAUGCGCCAGGAAAGUCAAGAAGCACCUCUCCAAGAUGGAAGGUGUAACGUCGUUCAACAUCGACUUCUGUUUAAGGGAGGAUGAUAAUUUUACAUUUUACUGCAAGUUGCCAAAACUACACUCAUUUUUGUAG